Molecule: messenger RNA, 327 nt
Organism: Lodderomyces orthopsilosis Co 90-125
Lineage: Eukaryota; Fungi; Ascomycota; Pichiomycetes; Serinales; Debaryomycetaceae
Exons: 1
Coding region: 1-327 (108 amino acids)
Source: RefSeq, a predicted model, not a curated record
AUGUUACCUUCCCGUAUUUUCAGAACGAUACUGCUCCCAAAUAGGCUACCGAUUCAACUAGCAUUGCAAAGAAUGCAGUCAACACCAUCUCAUCAAAUGGGUGAAUACGAAAGCAAAAUCUACGACAUACUAGAAAAGGAAUUCACCCCUGUCAACUUACAAGUUCAAGAUGUGCUGGGGGGGUGUGGGUCGAUGUUUGCGAUUCUUGUGGAAAGCUCCAAGUUUAAAGGGUUGCCCAUGAUUAAACAACAUAGAUUAGUCAAUGAUAUCCUAAAAGAUGAAAUCAAAAAAUGGCAUGGACUUCAACUUAAAACUAAAUCUGCAUGA